AUGCGUGCUGAUGAACUUCCUUCUAAGGAGGAAAUCGAAAUGCACAAAGACAGUUGUAAAUAUUUCAGUAAUGAUACAGAAGAAGAAGAGACCGAGGAUGAAGAAGAGAAUGGUGAAGUUGCUCAUGCGAAAGCCGUAGCAGAAGAGUUUGGAAAAUCAUCCAAAAGCAAGAAUGUUUCUUCUUCAAUGGAGCUUGAUGAUGAGGUAGCUGAGGGUUUGAAAGAACUCGACAUGGAUAAUUACGAUGAAGAGGAUGAUGGAAUUGAAAUUUUUAGCUCCGGGCGUGGGGAUCUUUACUAUAAGAGUAACGAGAUGGAUCCAUAUCUCAAGAGAAAUGAUGAUCAUGAUGAUGACUCGGAUGAUGAUCCACCAAUCUUACCAACCGAUUUAGUGAUUGUCUGCGCUAUGACUGACGACAAAGAAGCUAACCGUCUUGACGUUUAUGUAUCCGAGGACACAUCCCAUGGUUCUCCAAAUAUGUAUAAUCAUCAUUACAGAAUUAUACCAGCAAUUCCAUUGUGUACUGCUUGGCUUGAUUGUCCACUUAAAGGAGGAGAAAGAGGGAAUUUCCUAGCUGUUGGUUCGGAUGGGACGCCAACAAUAGAGAUAUGGGAUCUUGAUGCUUGGUUCGACAUGCUACCUUGUGUACAACUAGGAGGACAAAACAAGGAAGGGAACUAUAAACAAGGUAGCCACACUAGAUCAGUUCUUGGUCUUGCUUGGAAUAAGGAGUUUCGGAAUAUACUUGCUAGUGCUAGUGCCGACAAAAAAGUUAAGGUAUGGGAUGUGGCUACUGGAACGUGUAAGAUUACUAUGGAGCAUCACACAAAGGAGGUUCAAGCGGUUGCUUGGAACCAUUAUGCUCCAGAAGUGCUUCUCAGUGGGUCCUUUGAUCAAACUGUUGUAUUGAAAGACGGAAGACAACCUUCACACUCGGGUUUCAAAUGGUCUGUCAUGUCCGAUGUUGAAAGCUUAGCCUGGGAUCCUCAUAGUGAACACUCCUUUGUGGUAAGUCUCGAAGAUGGAACUGUCAAGGGCUUUGAUGUACGUCAAGCCUCCAUUUCAGCCUCUGAAUCAAAUCCAAGCUUCACUAUUAAUGGACAUGACGAAGCAGCUACUUCCGUCUCAUACAACAUUUCGGCACCUAAUCUUUUGGCAACGGGAUCUAAGGAUAGAACGGUAAAGCUUUGGGAUCUUUCAAACAAUGAGCCUUCAUGCAUUGCUACACACAAUCCAAAUGCUGGAGGCUUAUUCUUCAUUGCUUUCUCUCCGGACAAUCCUUUCUUACUCGCUAUGGGUGGCGUAAUGGGGGAGUUAAAACUUUGGGAUACACUUUCGGACACUAAUGUCUCCAGCAGAUACGGAAGCAGAGAAGUCCGACCGUGAAAAGUCCAAGCUAAACUUUGAUUGGUCGUCACAUUCGAACACAACUUAACCACAAUUUUGUUUAGUUUCUUUCUUUCAUUAAUGUUCGUUU
Molecule: messenger RNA, 1477 nt
Organism: Arabidopsis thaliana (thale cress)
Lineage: Eukaryota; Viridiplantae; Streptophyta; Magnoliopsida; Brassicales; Brassicaceae
Product: Transducin/WD40 repeat-like superfamily protein
Exons: 13
Coding region: 1-1386 (461 amino acids)
Biological process (GO): rRNA processing
Source: RefSeq, marked reviewed